This is a messenger RNA of Gongylonema pulchrum, 291 nucleotides long. The record is from the annotation of a GenBank genome assembly. NCBI's taxonomy places the organism in Eukaryota, Metazoa, Nematoda, Chromadorea, Rhabditida, Gongylonematidae.
AUGAAUUUUUUUAAGGUAUUAAAGACACGCUUGGCAUUGCGACGUAGUGGUCAGCUGGAUAAGGGUUUACUUCAUUUUGCUGCCAAAAUGUAUAGGAAAGAAGGAUUCCGGUGCUUUUACAAGGGAAUAGUACCAAAUCUUGUGGGUAUUAUACCAUAUGCGGGUAUUGAUUUGGCUAUUUAUGAAACACUGAAACGAUAUUAUAUGAAAAAUUAUGGUGCACAUCCGAUGGCCAAUAUUAUUGCUCUUCCUGUAUGCGGGGCUUGCAGCUCAAUUUGUGGCAUGCUAACC